Messenger RNA from Trichoderma citrinoviride, 3230 nucleotides. RefSeq lists its product as hypothetical. Gene Ontology annotation, biological process: regulatory ncRNA-mediated heterochromatin formation. Bases 87 to 3230 code for a protein of 1047 amino acids. Lineage: Eukaryota; Fungi; Ascomycota; Sordariomycetes; Hypocreales; Hypocreaceae. Gene Ontology annotation, molecular function: helicase activity. The record is from RefSeq and is a predicted model, not a curated record. Gene Ontology annotation, cellular component: nuclear RNA-directed RNA polymerase complex. The transcript is spliced from 4 exons.
CCAAGUUGUCGCUGCACGUUCGAAACGGUCAGCUCGACCAGCAGUUCAGUGACGACUUCCGCGAGGCCUGGCGAUCGACUCCCGAGAUGGUUCACGCCUCAGCUCUGAUGGCCGAUAACACUCCUCUACCUCCUAGGAACCGCCUCGAUGCUUUCCCAGACUCCAAGGUAGAGUAUCUCAGGGUUCACUACGAGCUGUGUCGCUACGAGGCCACCGAGCCUCUGAGGGAGGCCGUCGCCGAGUUUCGGGAGGAUCGGAAGAUGAUGGAGGGCGAGAGGAGCAAGGCCUAUAUUUAUACUAAGGUUUGUAUCUUUGCCUCUUCUCCCCGGCCUCGUUUUGCUCUUCCUCACCGACCUCGCGAAAAAGACUCUGAUCGGCUCACUCCGGGCACGCUAGUGGCUUUGUCGCCGAGCUGGGACUAUUUUCGGUCGAAGUGCAUCGUCGCAACCAUCGCCACCCGAUCCUUCAACGGCAGGGCUGUGCCCGUUGUCGAGGAUGGCGAUAAUCCGUGGCACCCUCCGCGCGUUGAGCUCUUCUUCGCCAACACCAGCGAGACCCUGAUUGACCCAAUCGAGGAGUUUGUGAUGCUCGAGGCCAAGGUUGGCUACUUUGAGAAUGUCCGCCAUACGAUGCUCGGCUUGCAACAUGCUGCUAUGUACCAGCUGUCAGCUGCCGCAACUGGCAGCUCGACUAUCUGCGUAGACGACGACGAAUGCCGCCUGGCAAGAGCCAUCAAUCCAGCCGGCGAUACUAUCGUCGUCCCCCAAGCUGCCGAUCGUUUCGACCAGUCACAGAAGGAAGCAUUUGACAUCAUGUCCACACAAGCGCUCUCCAUCGUUCAGGGGCCUCCGGGAACUGGCAAGACAUUCACCUCUCUGGUGGCCAUUCGCGGCUUCGUCGAAACGCAAAAUGCAGCAGGCCCAGAAUCGCGUCGAGCGCCCAUCAUUAUCUCGGCUCAGACGAACCACGCACUGGACCAAAUUCUGGAUUUGUGUCUUGAUCACAGGGUUGGCAAGAUCCUUCGCCUUGGUGGCCAGUCCCGCUCCGAGUUUGUUUCUCGAUGUUCAUUGUACAAUAUCCGAUCGAGGUCCAGGUUCCGAAGACAGGACUAUCGAGGCCUAGCAUCAUGGAAACAAAUAUGCAGCAGCAUUGAAGAGCUGGUUGAGGCGUAUACCCGGGACCUUGUCGGCGCCCAGGAACUUCUUGAAGCCAAACUCAUAUCUGCCCAGCAAUAUCAAUCUCUCGUUGAUAGCAGCCCAGCGGCUGCACAAAUUGCCAAGGACGAAGAUACAGAAGACCCAAAUGAGAUCAGCUUGAUGAUUGGCUGGCUCUACAGCUUCUCCAAUCAGGACCCAGAAGAAGGUAUUCGCUCCAUGCUGCCCGGCAAGACUAGGAAGGCCAUUGUGGGAAGAAUUGAUGACACUCCGGAUGACGACCUGGAAGAGGAGGGACAGGCUAUACGAGGCAAAGCUCCGGAUGACGCUGCCUUCCAACUUCGCGGUCUAUUUCUUCCAUUCGAUCCCCAGCACACCGUGGCCCCCGUGCCUCCCGGCUGUCGGAGGACUGGGCGCUGGUGGCAGGAGGCCAGAGCGCUAGUCAGGGGCAAUCCGGACCUCAACAAAAUCAACUCAAAGGCAAGGCCCAUGGUUUACUACUACCUGAAGACGCGGCUGAGAGAUCGCACUAUCCAGGCGAUUCGAGAGCAGCUGCAGGUGUACAAGGAAGUCUGCGAGACACUCAAGAUCCAUCGGCUGGCCAACACACUUCAUAUUAUCGACUGUGAAGGUAUCGACAUCAUUGGCUGUACCACCACAGGCUUGUCCAAGUAUCGUGGCAUGCUGGCCGCCCUGCUGCCUCGUGUCAUGCUCAUCGAAGAGGCAGCUGAGACUCGGGAGGCCAAUAUCGCCGCCGCAAUGUUCCCCUCUCUGGAGCAGCUGGCCUUGGUAGGGGAUCAUCAGCAGUUGACUCCCCAAGUUGACAUUCAAUUCCUCGGUUCCCCGCCAUACAACCUCAAGGUGUCCAUGUUUGAGAGGCUUGUGAAGCUUGGCCUACCCUACAAGACGCUCCAAGUGCAGCGCCGCAUGAUCCCGCGGAUCCGCGAGGUAGUCCAGACGUUUUACCCUAUGCUGCGGGAUCACUGGUCGGUCAAGGACAUCAGAAAUCGCCCACCAGUGCCUGGAAUGGGCGGGACGAAUCUCUGGUGGUUUCAGCACCAGUCGCCUGAGACGUGGGGGAAGAAGCUGUCUUACUCAAACUAUGAAGAAGCAGACAUGGUUGUUGGCUUUAUACGCUAUCUGAUGUUGAACGACGUCGAGCCCAACCAGGUCACCGUUUUGACAUACUAUAGCGCCCAGGUCGAGCUCAUCAACCAGUUGAUCCGUUUCGAUCAGAUGCUCAAGAGACUGCAGCCAGUUUGGUCGGUACGGACAGUUGAUGGUUUCCAGGGUGAAGAGAAUGAUGUUAUUAUACUCUCCCUGGUUCGAAGCCCAUCAAAUCCGAUGGGUGCUAACAGACGCACAACUGUGGGGUUCGUUGAAGACGAGAAUCGUGCUGUUGUUGCCAUGAGCAGAGCAAGACGGGGAAUGUAUGUGUUUGGAAACGCACAGCACAUCCUCAGCAGCAGCCAGAAAAGCUACGAGACGUGGCAAAAGGUCUUCAACGCCUUCGGAACGCAGACCGGGGACUAUCUGCCAGUCACUUGUCGUACCCACAGCAACAUCACUCCUAUCAGGACGGCCAAGGAGUGGAAGCGCAUCUCUGCGGGUGGCUGCAUGAAGCCGUGCAAUGGGGAGUGCCCCAAAGGCCACAAGUGCAGCGACCAAUGCCAUCCCCAGGACCAUGAGCAUCGCAAUUGCGAGGAGCCCUGCCCCAAAAUUCUCUUUUGCGGCCAUCUGUGCGAGAUGCGGUGCAACGAGCUAUGCAGAUGCCCGCGUGAAUGCAGGCCGCCUGGCCCUCCUUCCGAGCUUCCUCCUCUGAGGACUGAACAGGCUCCGCUAGACACGCCUUUCCUGCGGCAGAUGAGGCGAUGGGAGGAGAUGGCUGAUGCUGCAGAGGAGGCUGGGGAAGCUGCUUUGGCGGCGCUGCGUACGCAGGUAGCAAACGCGACUAGCGACGAGAUGAUGGCCUUUGGCUAUCGCAACUUCCUUCAACAGGAGGAACGGCUUAUGGAGCGUGCAAGGGCUCAAGCUCGGCGGGCUGAGGGCUCGGGGGAGUCGGGGGAUUUGAUUUAG